UGAGCACACUCUGUCAUCAUGAACAGCAGCAGCAGCGGGCCCGGCUGCAUCAGCAGCAGCGGCAGCAGCAGCAGCGGCUGCAGCAGCAACGACAGCACCAUCGGCAGCCUCCACUGGUCAGUCCCGUUGGAUGCCCGGCCCCGGGGGAUCCUCCAGCCCCUCUGGCUGGUCCUGAAAUCCAGGGAAGCCCUGCUGCAGUCUCCCUUCUUCCCCGGGACCUUCUCCUUCGUGACUUACGUGGGCUUCUGCCUGCCUUUCGUCAUCCUGGACUUCCUGAGCUGGAAGGUGCCAGCCUUGAGGAGGUACAAGCUCAACCCCCGGGCCUCUCCCUCUCCGCGCCAGAUGCUGCUCUGCUUGGCUCAGUCCGUCUACCACCACCUGGUCUUCAUCUUCCCCCUGACGGUGGCCCGCUGGUCCUGGAGGCCGGUGGGCUUCCCGGAGGCGGCCCCUCCGCUCCCGGAGGUCCUGACCCAGGUGGUGGGCUGCCUGCUGCUCUUCGACUUCCAGUACUUCCUCUGGCACUGGCUGCACCAUAAGGUGCCUUGGCUCUACCGGACCUUCCACAGAGUCCACCACAAGCACACCUCCGCUUUUGCUCUGGCCACCCAGUAUUCCAGCAUCUGGGAGCUCCUGUCCCUGGGAUUCUUCGCCGCCGUGAACCCCGUGCUCCUCCGGUGCCAUCCUCUCACCGAAAUGACGUUCUUCCUGGUCAACAUCUGGCUCUCCGUGGAGGACCACUCGGGCUACGACUUCCCCUGGUCCACUCACCGGCUGGUGCCCUUCGGCCUGUACGGGGGAGCGCCCCACCACGACGUUCACCACCUGAAGUUCAAGUGCAACUACGCCCCGUACUUCACCCACUGGGACUGGCUGUUUGGGACCCUGGCCUCCCCCCAUCCCAAGGGGACGGGUAAAGUAGAAUGGACUGGAUACCCACCGGGACGGUGCCCACCGCAGAGCGACCGAGAGCGGAGGCGAUGAGACGUCCCGCGUUACUCUGUCAGAUCUGUCAUCGUCGACCGGUGGCUCUGCUCGUCUUCCGACACCUUCCCGAGAAGGGGUUUGAUUGUUACGGGCUUAUAUCCUGUAAAGUAUUUAUGCUGGUUUAUCCGGAAUUUGGAAUCGAAUUCCAAAUUUCUAUACGUGAAAAAUGUUUCUGCUGAGCAGGAAUGAAUUUGACUCUAUCUGUUCUACGUCUUCCUCUGGAUUUUGAAUGUGUAUUUCUGUUCCCCUCACCCGACGUGAUCUAUAUUGUACUUUCCGGGGAGUAUGAUAAUCACCUGGUAUCUUAGUGCUGUGAAUCUAUUAUAACGGAGUAUAAUGUAGCAAGUCCUAGCUAUAAUUCACUUCAAGCUUCUUCCCGCAUUUACGUUAUCUAGUUUCACAGGAAGCCUAUCCCAGAAAUAGACUCUUUCCAGUUAUCCUCUGUGGGAGGGCAAUCUGAUCGGAAAUGCUUAUUGAUCGUUGCCAGUGUGCUGGGUAUCGUCUGGGACGUAAGGUGGUCUGGUCCUACCGAUUUUUACUAUUAAUAAUAAUGUGUUUUAUUGUACUCUCCCAGUUUUAUUGCACUCUCCCAGUAUUGAGCACAGUAAGU
Ornithorhynchus anatinus (platypus) is the source of this 1594-nucleotide messenger RNA. It is a transcript of the gene CH25H, whose product is annotated as cholesterol 25-hydroxylase. Bases 19 to 981 code for a protein of 320 amino acids. The transcript has 2 exons. NCBI's taxonomy places the organism in Eukaryota, Metazoa, Chordata, Mammalia, Monotremata, Ornithorhynchidae. The record is from RefSeq and is a predicted model, not a curated record. Gene Ontology annotation, molecular function: C-4 methylsterol oxidase activity; steroid hydroxylase activity; iron ion binding. Gene Ontology annotation, biological process: cholesterol metabolic process; sterol biosynthetic process.